UACGUAGUAGGCGUGGCUACGCUGUACGGUCGGCGAGCCGCCUGGUGGUAGCGUGACUGAUUUCUGCUGUCCGCUCACCGUACAGCCAGAGGGACGCUUCGAAAGCCGGUGCAACGAUGUCCGAUGACGAGCAGCAAGAUCAGACCAUCGCCGAGGACUUGGUCGUGACGAAGUACAAGAUGGGUGGUGACAUCGCCAACCAGGCGCUGAGGGUCGUCAUCGAUGCCGCCAAACCAGGAGUUUCAGUUCUCAGCCUCUGUGAGAAAGGAGAUGCUUUCAUCAUGGCAGAGACUGGGAAGGUCUUUAAGAAGGAGAAGGACAUGAAGAAAGGCAUUGCGUUCCCCACCAGUGUGUCAGUCAAUAACUGUGUCUGCCACUUCUCUCCCUUGAAGAGCGACCCCGACUACACGCUGAAAGAUGGAGAUUUGGUCAAAAUUGAUUUAGGAGUACAUGUCGACGGCUUCAUCUCCAACGUGGCCCAUAGCUUUGUUAUUGGAGCUACUAAGGAAGCACCUGUGACCGGAAGGAAAGCUGAUGUCAUCAAAGCAGCACACCUGUGUGCAGAAGCAGCUUUGCGUCUCGUCAAACCUGGCAACCAGAACACUCAAUUAACAGAUGCCUGGAAUAAGAUUGCUCACUCAUUCAAGUGCAAUCCAAUUGAGGGUAUGCUGUCUCAUCAACUAAAGCAACAUGUUAUUGAUGGAGAAAAGACCAUUAUCCAGAACCCUACAGAUCAACAACGGAAGGACCAUGAGAAGGCAGAGUUUGAAGUUCAUGAAGUUUAUGCCGUGGAUGUGCUGAUCAGCACAGGAGAGGGGAAGGCGAGAGAUGGCGGCCAGAGGACAACCAUCUACAAAAGAGACCCCAGUAAGCAGUAUGGGCUGAAAAUGAAGACCUCAAGAAUGUUCUUCAGUGAGGUGGAGAGGCGCUUUGAUGCCAUGCCCUUCACUCUCAGGGCGUUUGAGGAUGAAGGAAAAGCUCGUUUGGGAGUGGUGGAGUGUGCCAAACAUGAGCUCCUGCAGCCUUUUAGUGUGCUGAAUGAGAAAGAAGGUGAGUUUGUGGCUCAGUUUAAGUUCACAGUGCUGCUCAUGGCCAAUGGGCCCUUGAAAAUCACCAGUGGACCACUUGAAGCGGACCUCUACAAGUCUGAAUAUGAUGUUCAAGAUCCUGAACUGAAGUCUCUCAUCCAGAGCUCUGCAAGUCGCAAAGCACAGAAGAAGAAGAAAAAGAAGGCCUCCAAAACUGCAGAGACUGCUACAGGCCAACCAGCUGAGAAUGAAGUUGCAGCUAAAUAGAGGCUACACCCUCGAAGAGCAAAAACAUCAGCAUUUCACUCUCGCCCUGUUUUAUCCUCUUCACCAUCAAACAUUGGCUCAAGAGUCACUGUUAAAGCCUGUGUUUAAAUGAUUUCUGCCUCCCCCUGUUAUGGAGAAAUAUGUCAUUAAGAUUUGGACUCCAAGCGAGUGCAACAAAUUUGUACUUUCAUAAUAAAUCUACUUUUUUUGCAGCACUCAAUUUACAUUUCAACUGGAACGCAAUGCCUUUUUCACAAUGUAAUUAAAAAAGCUUCGCAAUUCUUUUUGGAGAGUUGCGUUUUUCACAACA
Carassius auratus (goldfish) is the source of this 1605-nucleotide messenger RNA. Its product is annotated as proliferation-associated protein 2G4-like. NCBI's taxonomy places the organism in Eukaryota, Metazoa, Chordata, Actinopteri, Cypriniformes, Cyprinidae. Bases 117 to 1295 code for a protein of 392 amino acids. The transcript is spliced from 13 exons. The record is from RefSeq and is a predicted model, not a curated record.